CCCCUUUUGUAUUCGAGUUACAAGCUCGCGCGAAAAAAAAGUAGUCUCGAAUAUCAUCAGCCUCGAGUAAUCCCGAAACAUCGCGCGCAUGCGAGGAAGAUUCGCAAUUUGCACUUUACAUCUUAUUGUUCGGAGAAAAGCGCGAAAUUGUUGAAAACCAGAUCUUCUUCUCGGAAGCACUUGUAAAGAUGCUUCUCACCGUGUUUCUAUUAUGCCUGGCCGGAACGCCAUUUGUACAAUGCGAGCAGCUUCACGAUCACAUGACGCCAAAAGAAGUGAUGGCAAUUUUUCACACCCCACAUCAUCUUGUACCCGAGUACGAAGUAGUGCCCGUGCAACAUCGUUUUACGAAACAAGAAGAUUCUGACGACGAGGCAUCCGAAUUGAAGCUAAAAGCGUUCAACGAAGACAUCAAAUUGUACUUGAAUCCUACGGAAGGAAUUCUCGCUACCAAAAACACACCUGUGUGGUUUGCCAAGUCUAAGCCGGAAGCACCUGAGGGAUUACAGUAUAGGCAAAUACCUCAGGCUUUGAAUUCUAUAGGAGUAAUGCUGCAAGAUGUAAACAGUUCGAGCUCGCUUCUGCUAACUCCCAACUCCGAUGGUGGAGUACGUUUGAACGGGAUACUCAAAAAUUCAUUUGUCAUAAAAUCUAUACCCGGACGAGUUUUGAAAAAAAUUGUCCAGGAAAAAACGAAUCUUCUCAAGUCGGUUGCAAACGAAACGAAUGACGACGAUGACAAUUUCUCUUACACGGAUCAUCAUAUAGUUUACAAAGUUCCUCCGUCCGAAUACAGUGAUUUCAAAAUAACAAAUCCCGAAAACCACAGAGCAAAACGUGAUGCGCCGCAAAUUAUUUAUCCAGAAGUAUUGGUGGUAAUCGAUCAUGGGGAAUUUGAAAAACUCGGCGAAGAUCUCGAUCACGCUCUAACGUAUUUGCUCUCAUUUUGGAACGCGGUCGAUCUCAGAUAUCGUUUGCUAACGACGCCCAAAAUACGAUUCAAUAUCGCAGGAAUAAUUAUAGCCGCAGAUAAAGACGCGACUCCUUACUUGCAAAAUAGUCUCUUUAAAGAUACGUCCGUGGAUGCGGAUCUCGCUCUGCGCGGUAUGGCGGAUUACUUCUAUCGCGAAACCAGAUUCCCGACAGAUUUUUACGAUUUCGCAAUUGCUAUGACGAGUCUUGACCUGUGCAACAUGCUUACCGACGAUUAUUGCGACACUUCCACUCUAGGUUACGCGUAUGUGGCCGGCGCAUGCGAUAGAAACGCAACAAAGCAAUCGUCCGAGGCGGUGGGACUUGUCGAGGAUAACGGCGGAUACGCCGGUAUUAUCCCGACGGCUCAUGAAGUCGGUCAUUUGAUAGGAGCGCGUCACGAUGGCAAUCCGAAAGCCGGAGACUGCUCUGCUUUUGACGGUUUUAUCAUGACCAACGGACUUAUGCUAUCGGAUAACGGAUUCGAGUGGUCCUCGUGCAGCAUAAACGCGUUUUACAAGUUCAUCAACGAAGACAGAGCAAAGUGUCUUUACAACGAGCCUAUAUCCGGUAUACAAGUGGAGCGUGUUUUGCCCGGAAAAUUGAUGUCGUUGGAUGAACAGUGUUAUCAGGUUUUAGGAACAAAAGCGUGUAAUGCUAACGAUUCUACCGUCUGCACUCGGUUGGAAUGCGAAUAUCCCGAAUUCCAAGAUUUUUGCAGAGCAACAGCGCCAGCGGCGGAAGGGUCUCCCUGUGGCGACGGAUUGUAUUGUUUAAAUGGCAAAUGCGUCGUGGAAGGAAUACUCACGAAGGAGCAGAAGAAGAAGAUCUCGAUCAAGGAGUUCAUCCCGAAAUUCACACACCAAGUGAUAAAGAAGAUUCCGUGGCUGGACAAACUGUUGCACAGGGUGAAGGACAGAGUGAAGGAACGUGUGUGGGACAGAAUGCCAGAGAGACUGAGGGACAGAUUAAGGAAGAGAAUGGAGAAGAUUCUUUCAUAGAACUAACUAUGAAUAUUGAGGACACCACGUAUGCUGACAUACUUCCUGCAGUGUAUAUCUCUAUAUCCGCAAUGAAACACUAUAUAAAUAUGCGAAAAAAAAACUGUAAUUAUAAACAAACCUAUACCGCUCUUUUAAAAAUUUAUUACAUCUCAAAUAUUGGUCCUUUGUGUGUAAAUACACUCCAAAUACAUUGAAGAAAAACUGUGCAAAUGUACGUUCACACGGUAUUGACAAUUUUCCUACAUACAAAUGAUUCGGAAACUACUGUUGCUUCAAUCGCAUAUAUUAGUACACAAAGUUAGUUUUUUUUUUGUUUGGACAUUUUGACUGUAUUGUCUUUUAUAUGAAAUUGUAAAAAACGAUUGUUGUAAUUUAACAUAAAUUACAUAACUUAUGGACACAGAGUUAUCCAUAAGUUAUCCAUAUUUGCAAAACUAAAAAACAUGUAAAACAAAAUAUAAAACAUUUGAUUA
This is a messenger RNA of Pseudomyrmex gracilis, 2449 nucleotides long. Its product is annotated as A disintegrin and metalloproteinase with thrombospondin motifs 1-like. Lineage: Eukaryota; Metazoa; Arthropoda; Insecta; Hymenoptera; Formicidae. The record is from RefSeq and is a predicted model, not a curated record. Gene Ontology annotation, biological process: proteolysis. Gene Ontology annotation, molecular function: metalloendopeptidase activity. The coding region runs from base 189 to 1973 and encodes 594 amino acids. The transcript has 14 exons.